This is a messenger RNA of Orbicella faveolata, 405 nucleotides long. Its product is annotated as sugar phosphate exchanger 3-like. Gene Ontology annotation, biological process: transmembrane transport. Gene Ontology annotation, molecular function: transmembrane transporter activity. Lineage: Eukaryota; Metazoa; Cnidaria; Anthozoa; Scleractinia; Merulinidae. Gene Ontology annotation, cellular component: endoplasmic reticulum membrane. The record is from RefSeq and is a predicted model, not a curated record.
AUGGAAUGUCAAUCAUUUGAGAACAGGUCUGAACAAUCUGUAUGGGAAAACAGACAUUUCUUCAAAGAUGAGCACCAUGCUGAAGUAUUCCUCGGGGCAAUGGAUACAACCUUCCUCUUGGCCUAUGCUGUGGGCUUGUACAUCAGUGGUAUCUUGGGUGAUAGGUUUAACCUGAGAAAAGUACUAGCAUUUGGAAUGUGUUCUUCUGCAGUUAUGGUGAUAAUGUUUGGAAGUGUGAGCAAGUGGAUUGGAGUUUACAACAUUUGGUAUUAUGGAGUAUUUAUGGCACUAAAUGGUCUCUUUCAAUCUACUGGUUGGCCGUGUGUUGUGGCAGUCAUGGGAAACUGGUUUGGAAAAUCAAGUCGAGGAAUUGUAUUUGGAAUAUGGAGUGCCAAUGCUUCUGUA